CCACGACCCAUGUCUACACAGGAGCAGUUCGACGCAGCGGUUGCGUGGCUCUCGUCGUCGAGCCAGGCGUCCGGCCUGGGAAACGACAAGCGGCUCGAGCUCUAUGGCCUGUUCAAGUUUGCCAACUCGUCCUCCGGCCCUACCGGAUCGCGCCCGGGCAUCUUCUCAUUUGAAGGCCGCGCCAAGUACGACGCCUGGGCACGCGUCGCUGCCGAGUACGCAGGGCGGGAGGAUGCCGCGCGCGCACGAUACGUCGAGCUCGCCCGCGGUGCCGGCUGGGCCGAGGGGAAGGUGGCCGAGGAGGAGGAGGAGGAAGGGGGUGAAGACGGCGCGGAGAGGAAACCGUCCGGCGGAGGCGGGCUCAGCUUCGGCCCGUCCGUCAGCAUGAUGGUGCAGACCGACGAGGGAGGCCCCCAGAGCCUCGUCCAUGACGCCGCAUCCACGGGGUCAGUAGACCAACUCAAGCAGAUUCUCGCAAGCGAUAGGAGUUUGCUGGACGCAAAAGACGAGUUUGGAUUCACGCCGCUGCACCUCGCUGCUGAUCGCGGCAAUGUGGACGCUGUCAAGCUCCUCAUCUCUCUAGGAGCUGACAAGUCCAUUCUGGAUCCAGACGAACAAACAGCAUUGGACAUUGCCAAAAUCUCAGGACGUGAAGAUGUUGUGAGCCUCUUGGGCUAG
Molecule: messenger RNA, 678 nt
Organism: Vanrija pseudolonga
Lineage: Eukaryota; Fungi; Basidiomycota; Tremellomycetes; Trichosporonales; Trichosporonaceae
Gene: ACBP4
Product: Acyl-CoA-binding domain-containing protein 4
Exons: 6
Coding region: 10-678 (222 amino acids)
Biological process (GO): regulation of gene expression
Cellular component (GO): nucleus
Molecular function (GO): protein binding; fatty-acyl-CoA binding
Source: RefSeq, a predicted model, not a curated record